AAGAAAAAAAAAAAACGGGAAAAUUAGAGGAAAGUUGAGAGAAAAAGAGAGAGCGAAGUGAAGAAGAAGGAUUCCCCACAGCACUUUCUUCUUCUUCUUCUUCUUCUUCUUCUUCCCCACAAGAGAAUUGAGGCGAAGACCUUUCUCUGUUUCUCUACAACCCAACACACAAAUCUUCAUCUUCUUCAUCUUUUCUAGGGUUUCAUUUUUUGUCUUCAUUUCUUCAUUCCCAUCAUCACCAAACCUUCCUAGGGUUCUUACUUACUUGGGGGGAGGGGGUUUUCAUCUCUCAGAGAUGUGGGAUGCUCCGGGAAUUCAUGAAUCUGCUCUCUCUUUGUUGGAAGCCUUUUGGGCAUCCUACUGAUAAUUUCACCUCUGUUGGUGUUAUUGGGACCAAUUGUGGUGCCAAAGACACCAAAGACACCUUACUUUGGUUCUAUGAUUAUGGUCAUUAUGCUUCCGGUGACUUCUCCAUGGCUGUUGUUCAAGCCAACCAAGUCCUUGAAGACCAGAGCCAAAUUGAAUCUGGCCCUUUUGGUACUUUCCUCGGUAUCUACGAUGGUCAUGGCGGUCCCGACGCUGCUCGUUAUGUUUGUGAUAACUUGUUUAGACGUUUCCAAGAACAUCAGGGAGUGGUGACUCGUGAAACCAUUCUGAACGCUUUUCGUCGAACAGAAGAAGGGUUCACGGCUGUCGUGUCAGAGUUAUGGAGUACUCAACCCCAGAUAGCAACAGUUGGGACGUGCUGUCUAGUAGGGGUUAUACACGAGCAGACACUCUACAUUGCGAGCCUGGGGGAUUCUCGUGCUGUGUUAGGGAAGAAAGUUGGCAACACUGGUGAGAUUGCUGCCAUUCAAUUAUCAACUGAGCAUAAUGCAAAUCUUGACGAAAUCAGGCAAGAGUUAAGCGAGAUGCAUCCAAAUGACCCUCAAAUUGUGGUCCAAAGACAUGGAGUUUGGAGAGUGAAAGGAAUUAUACAGGUUUCUAGAUCCAUUGGGGAUGUCUAUUUGAAGCAUGCUCAGUAUAAUAAUGAAAGAAUCAAUGCUAAAUUUAGGCUUCCUGAGCCAAUUGAUAUGCCUAUAUUGACUGCUGUACCUACAAUUAUUGCUCACCCUCUUCAUCAAAACGAUUCUUUUCUCAUAUUUGCAUCUGAUGGACUUUGGGAACACCUAACCAAUGAAAAAGCAGUGGAUAUUGUUCAUAAUCAUCCACGUGCAGGAAGUGCAAAAAGGCUUGUGAAGGCAGCCCUUCAAGAAGCAGCUCGAAAACGAGAGAUGCGGUAUUCAGAUCUCCGAAAGAUUGACAAGAAAGUUCGGCGUCAUUUCCACGAUGACAUUAGUGUUAUCGUUUUAUUUUUCAACCACGAUCUUAUAUCCAGAAACAAUGUCCACCUAGAUCAACCAUUAUCAGUAAGAAGUGCUUUUGAUCAUUGAUUAAAAUUUUUGUUCCUUAAAUAUUAAAAAAAAAAUCAGAGAAAAAAAGAGCGACUAACUUAAAAAAAAUACUCGUAUAACUUUGCUCUUUAUUUCGAAAGUACACAUAUUUUUUCAAAACUUGUAAUAUUGCUCCUCGAUCUUUUGUAAAUGUUUCAAAACUAUCGUUUGAGUAAAUAUCAUUUAGAACUGUAGAUGAAAAUUGUGAUCUGAAACUAGUGUUGGUAUUCCGAUCUCUACUUUCAGGUUCAAUUCUUUUUCAACAAUCUAAUGGUAGUUUCUGAAACGUUUAUGAAAGAUAAGUGUAAUAUUGAAGCUUUUGAAAUAAUAGACAUUUUUAGACAAAGGAGCAGAGUUGUGGAGUAGUUUUUAUAAUUUAGUCAAAAAAGAAGGAAAAAUAUCCAAUGUAAUUUGAUAUUUAGAUACAUCCGGAUCCAUCAUAGAGAGGUUCACUGAUAAGAAGAAACAUAUUGAAGACUCUUCAAAAGUUUUUCUUUUUUUUCCUUUUUUGGAAAGAUUUGUAUAACUUGUUGCAAAACAUUUACACUGCAGACCCACCCAUAUGUAGAACCCAGAUCAGAUAUUUAGAAGCUCAUCUGGGGCUGUUCUUUGGAUUCAAGUAAAAAAUUCAGUAACCCAAUUUUUCUGAUA
This is a messenger RNA of Cucumis sativus (cucumber), 2084 nucleotides long. Its product is annotated as probable protein phosphatase 2C 42. Gene Ontology annotation, molecular function: protein serine/threonine phosphatase activity; cation binding. The record is from RefSeq and is a predicted model, not a curated record. Bases 303 to 1433 code for a protein of 376 amino acids. Gene Ontology annotation, biological process: protein dephosphorylation. The transcript is spliced from 4 exons. NCBI's taxonomy places the organism in Eukaryota, Viridiplantae, Streptophyta, Magnoliopsida, Cucurbitales, Cucurbitaceae.